Messenger RNA from Theobroma cacao (cacao), 1344 nucleotides. RefSeq lists its product as uncharacterized. Gene Ontology annotation, molecular function: ubiquitin-protein transferase activity. NCBI's taxonomy places the organism in Eukaryota, Viridiplantae, Streptophyta, Magnoliopsida, Malvales, Malvaceae. The record is from RefSeq and is a predicted model, not a curated record.
CUCAUGAUGGUCUAUUUCAGUUAAACCAGAAACCAAAGCAACAAAGAAGGCAAAGGAUAUGCCAAAUAAGAGAGAGAGGAAAUUGGGUCAUGCAUCUCUUCUGAUAUAACAAGAGCAUCAGCCUUCUAGCUUUAAACCUACCCCAUUUCGUAUCCGUUCUGGUUUUCAUAUUAAUAGUCUUUACCAAGUAUGUGAAUUCUUACAAGGGCCAAGGGGGACGUUUUCUUUAUGUUGCUUUGCUCCGUUCUCAGUACCUGGCAAUAGUUAUUAUGGCUGUUCAAGCACAGUUAUUUCCUGAAAAUAUGGGUUUACCUUUGCCCAUGUGUGGCCUUCAAGAUUGGAUGGUAAACCCUGCACCUGCAGUUCCUUCCUUUGAAGCUGAUUUUUGUUUCAGUCUUCAAGAUCCUCAUCAACAGAAUUUUCCUUUCCAUCUGCAACAAAACGCUCAGAACUUGGCUUCUUCUUCUUCAACGUGUGAUAGUUUUCUUCCCAUGGCACUUGCUCAAUCUUUAGAUGCUCAACUGGAGAUGCAAAGGCAGGAACUUGAUUGCGUUCUUCAAUUACAGAAUGAGAGGCUAAGAUCUGCUUUACGUGAGCAAAGGAAGCGACAACUGGCCAUCCUGCUGAAGAGUAUGGAAUCAAAGGCCUUGUAUUUGAUGAGGCGAAAAGAAGAAGACUUGGCACGAGCAACAAAGAGAACAAUGGAGCUCGAAGCCUGCCUGAGAAAAGCGGAAAUGGAGAGCGAGUCGUGGCAAAGACUUGCAAAAGCAAACGAAUCAAUGGUUGUGGAUCUAAGCAACACACUGGAACAGGUCAGAGAGGGCCUAGUCUGGGUCAGCAAUAGAGCCGAAGAUGCAGAGUCCCUUUUCUGCGGCUCGUGUGACAGAGAACAAGGAGCAGAAGUGAAAGAAGAGGGCAAAAAGAUGGCUUGUAAGCACUGCAAUUCUAGGAGCUCGUGCGUUCUCUUCCUACCUUGCAGACACCUUUGCUCGUGCAAGUCUUGUGAAGCUUUUCUUGAUUCUUGUCCUGUCUGUAAAUCUGUAAAGGAAGCGAGCAUGAAGGUUUUUUGGGUCUAACAAGAAAGGCACAAAGCAAAGAAAAAAGGAAUGCAAAUGCAAUAGGGAAACAUUUUUUUGGGAAGCACACUUGUUGAUACCUGUACUGUCAUCGUGUUGUUUUCUUUUUUAUUUGCUUUUCCUGGUCUAUUAUGUUAACUGAUUUCCCCCUUUGUUUAUUUUUCUUUUUUUUAUAUUUUAAUUUUUCUUCAAACGAUGACAGUAUUGGCUGGGCGAGAAUCUUUCAACUUUUUACCCUUUCCGGGUUAAUUACCAUUUUCCUGAUUUA